GCCAACAUGUCGGAUACCAAGGUAAAAGUUGCCGUCCGAGUCCGGCCCCUGAACCGACGAGAACUGGAACUCAACACCAAGUGCGUGGUGGAGAUGGAAGGGAAUCAAACGGUCCUGCACGCUCCUCCUUCUAACAGCAAACAGGGAGAAAGGAAACCUCCCAAGGUAUUUGCAUUUGAUUAUUGCUUUUGGUCCAUGGAUGAAUCUAACACUACAAAAUAUGCUGGUCAAGAAGUGGUUUUCAAGUGCCUUGGGGAAGGAAUUCUUGAGAAAGCCUUCCAGGGGUAUAAUGCUUGCAUUUUUGCAUAUGGACAGACAGGCUCAGGAAAAUCCUUCUCCAUGAUGGGCAAUGCUGAGCAGCGAGGCCUCAUCCCAAGGCUCUGCUGUGCUUUAUUUCAAAGGAUCUCUCUGGAGCAGAAUGAGUCACAGACCUUUAAAGUGGAAGUAUCCUAUAUGGAAAUUUAUAAUGAGAAAGUCCGGGAUCUUUUAGACCCCAAAGGGAGUAGACAGUCUCUUAAAGUUCGAGAGCAUAAAGUUUUGGGACCAUAUGUAGAUGGUUUAUCCCAACUGGCUGUCACUAGUUUUGAGGACAUUGAGUCACUGAUGUCUGAGGGAAACAAGUCUCGGACAGUAGCUGCAACCAACAUGAAUGAAGAAAGCAGCCGCUCCCACGCUGUGUUCAACAUCGUCAUCACGCAGACGCUAUACGACCUGCAGUCUGGGAACUCAGGGGAGAAGGUGAGCAAGGUGAGUUUGGUGGACCUGGCGGGCAGCGAGAGAGUGUCUAAAACCGGAGCUGCGGGAGAGCGCCUGAAGGAAGGCAGCAACAUUAACAAAUCACUUACAACCUUGGGGUUGGUUAUCUCAUCGCUGGCUGACCAGGCAGCUGGCAAGGGUAAAAACAAAUUUGUGCCUUAUCGUGACUCAGUCCUCACUUGGCUGCUUAAGGACAAUCUGGGGGGCAACAGUCAGACCUCCAUGAUCGCCACCAUCAGCCCAGCAGCAGACAACUACGAAGAGACCCUCUCCACGCUGAGAUACGCAGAUCGGGCCAAGAGGAUCGUUAACCAUGCCGUCGUGAAUGAGGAUCCCAACGCGAAGGUCAUCCGGGAACUGCGGGAGGAGGUGGAGAAGCUGAGGGAGCAGCUCUCGCAGGCUGAGGCUAUGAAGGCCCCUGAACUGAAAGAGAAGCUCGAGGAAUCUGAAAAGCUGAUAAAAGAACUAACGGUGACUUGGGAAGAGAAGCUCAGGAAAACAGAAGAAAUUGCACAGGAGAGGCAGCGGCAACUUGAAAGCAUGGGGAUUUCCCUGGAGACUUCUGGUAUCAAGGUGGGAGAUGACAAGUGCUACCUGGUCAACCUGAAUGCAGACCCUGCUCUCAACGAACUUCUGGUUUAUUAUUUAAAGGACCACACCAGGGUAGGUGCCGAUACCUCUCAGGACAUCCAGCUCUUUGGGAUAGGAAUUCAGCCUGAGCACUGUGAGAUCGACAUUGGCUCUGAUGGAGAGGUCAGCCUCACUCCAAAAGAAAAUGCACGAUCCUGUGUAAACGGCACGCUCGUGUGCAGCACCACCCAGCUGUGGCACGGGGACAGGAUCCUGUGGGGGAACAACCACUUCUUCAGAAUUAAUUUGCCUAAGAGGAAACGGCGAGAUUGGUUGAAAGAUUUUGAAAAAGAGACCGGCCCACCGGAGCACGACCUGGAUGCGGCCAGUGAAGCUUCCUCAGAACCAGACUACAACUACGAAUUUGCCCAGAUGGAGGUUAUCAUGAAAACGCUGAAUAGUAACGACCCAGUCCAGAACGUGGUGCAGGCCCUGGAGAAACAGUACCUGGAAGAAAAGCGAAGCGCCCUCGAGGAGCAGCGGCUCAUGUACGAGCGGGAGCUGGAGCAGCUCCGCCAGCAGCUGUCCCCGGAGCGGCAGCCCCAGAGCAGCGGCCCCGACCGGCUGGCCUACAGCAGCCAGACGGCGCAGCAGAAGGUGACCCAGUGGGCCGAGGAGAGGGACGAACUCUUUCGCCAAAGCCUGGCAAAACUGCGGGAGCAGCUGGUGAAAGCCAACACCCUGGUGAGAGAGGCAAAUUUCUUAGCCGAGGAGAUGAGCAAGCUCACCGACUACCAGGUGACUCUGCAGAUCCCUGCCGCGAACCUCAGUGCCAACAGGAAGAGAGGAGCAAUAGUGAGUGAGCCAGCUAUUCAAGUGAGGAGGAAAGGAAAGAGCACCCAAGUAUGGACCAUUGAGAAGCUGGAGAAUAAAUUAAUUGAUAUGAGAGAACUUUAUCAAGAAUGGAAGGAAAAGAUUCCUGAGGCUAAGCGACUCUGCGGGAAACGAGGUGACCCUUUCUAUGAAGCCCAAGAGAAUCACAACCUGAUUGGUGUCGCUAAUGUGUUCCUUGAGUGUCUCUUCUGUGAUGUGAAGCUUCAGUAUGCAGUUCCUAUCAUCAGCCAGCAGGGGGAGGUUGCAGGGCGUCUCCACGUGGAAGUGAUGCGAGUUACAGGCGCCCUCCCGGAGCGCAUGGUGGAGGACGACUCCUCGGAGAACUCCAGUGAAAGUGGGAGUCUCGAAGUAGUAGACAGCACCGGGGAAAUCAUUCACCGAGUCAAGAAACUGACAUGCCGGGUAAAAAUUAAAGAAGCAACUGGGCUGCCCUUAAACCUCUCAAAUUUCGUCUUCUGUCAGUACACGUUCUGGGACCAGUGUGAAUCCACGGUGGCUGCCCCUGUUGUGGACCCUGAGGUGCCUUCCCCGCAGUCCAAGGAUGCCCAGUACACCGUGACCUUCUCUCACUGUAAGGACUAUGUGGUGAACGUAACAGAGGAAUUCCUGGAGUUCAUUUCAGAUGGAGCACUGGCCAUCGAAGUGUGGGGCCACCGGUGUACCGGGAAUGGCAGCUCCAUCUGGGAAGUCGAUUCCCUUCACGCUAAGACGAGAACACUGCAUGACAGGUGGAACGAAGUUACUCGCAGAAUAGAGAUGUGGAUCUCCAUCCUGGAGCUAAACGAGCUGGGGGAGUACGCCGCCGUGGAGCUUCACCAGGCCAAGGACGUCAACACAGGCGGCGUCUUUCAGCUCAGACAGGGUCAUUCCCGGAGAGUCCAAGUCACAGUGAAGCCUGUCCAGCACUCCGGCACACUGCCGCUCAUGGUUGAAGCCGUCUUGUCCAUCUCCAUCGGCUGCAUCACUGCCAGGUCCACCAAGCUCCAGAGAGGGCUGGACAGCUACCAGAGAGAUGAUGAGGAUGGUGAUGAUAUGGAUAGUUAUCAGGAAGAAGACUUAAACUGCGUGAGAGAGAGGUGGUCGGAUGCCCUCAUUAAACGGCGAGAAUACCUAGACGAACAGAUUAAAAAAGUCAGCAACAAGAAAGAGAAGACGGAGGAUGACGUGGAGCGGGAAGCCCGGCUGGUGGAGCAGUGGGUGGGGCUGACGGAGGAGAGGAACGCCGUGCUGGUGCCUGCGCCGGGCAGCGGGAUCCCCGGGGCGCCUGCCGACUGGAUCCCACCACCUGGAAUGGAAACCCACAUACCGGUUCUCUUCCUUGAUUUGAACGCGGAUGACCUCAGUGCCAAUGAGCAGCUCGUGGGCCCCCACGCAUCAGGCGUGAACUCCAUCCUCCCCAAGGAGCACGGCAGCCAGUUUUUCUACCUGCCCAUCAUAAAGCACAGUGACGAGGAGGUUUCAGCCACAGCCUCCUGGGACUCCUCGGUGCAUGAUUCCGUUCACUUGAACAGGGUCACCCCACAGAAUGAGAGGAUCUACCUGAUAGUGAAGACCACAGUCCAGCUCAGCCACCCGGCAGCUAUGGAGCUGGUCUUACGAAAACGGAUUGCAGCCAACAUUUACAACAAACAGAGUUUCACCCAGAGUUUGAAGAGGAGAAUAUCACUGAAGAAUAUAUUUUAUUCCUGUGGUGUAACCUAUGAAAUAGUAUCCAACAUACCAAAGGCAACAGAGGAGAUUGAGGACCGGGAGACGCUGGCUCUCAUGGCCGCGAGGAGUGAGAACGAAGGCACGUCGGAUGGGGAGACGUACAUCGAGAAAUACACGCGAGGCGUGCUGCAGGUGGAGAACAUUCUGAGCCUGGAACGACUCCGGCAGGCAAUCACGGUCAAAGAAGCGCUUUCCACCAAAGCUCGGCACCUGCGGCGAAGCCUCAGCACGCCCAACGUUCACAAUGUCUCUUCCAGUCGACCAGACCUUUCUGGCUUUGACGAUGAUAAGGGUUGGCCAGAGAGCCAGUUAGACAUGUCUGACUACAGCCCGAGUUACCAGGAUGUAUCGUGUUAUGGAACUUUGCCUAGGGAUUCACCUCGAAGGAGUAAAGAAGGUAGUGGUUGUACAUCAGAGAAUCCUCAUGCCUUAACAGUCAGCCCUUUCAAAGCAUUCUCUCCUCAGCCACCAAAGUUUUUCAAGCCCCUAAUGCCUGUAAAAGAGGAGCAUAAGAAAAGGAUAGCACUUGAAGCAAGGCCUCUUCUAAGCCAGGAGAGCAUGUCUCCACCUCAGGCACAUAAUCCUGGCUGCCUUGUGCCCUCGGGAAGCGAUGGCAGCCGCAUGCCAGUAGAACUCAAUAGCAAACGUGAGAAGAAGAUUGACUCUGAGGAGGAGGAAAACGAUCUAGAAGGUCUCAGCCGGAAGCUGAUAAGUUCACAGCCUUAUGUACCUGUGGAGUUCGCUGACUUCAGCGUUUACAAUGCCAGCUUGGAGAACAGGGAGUGGUUUUCUUCUAAAGGCGAUCUGACGAACUCAAAGGUCCUAGAGAAGGAGGUGUCCCGCAGCCCCACCACCAGCAGCAUCACCAGUGGCUACUUUUCCCACAGUGCCUCCAACGCCACCCUGUCCGACAUGGUGGUCCCUUCCAGUGACAGCUCAGAUCAGCUGGCCCUCCCGACGAAGGACACAGACUCCAGCGAGCAUCCCGGACCGUCCCUCGUGCAGGAUUUCAGGCCAUCCUCAAACAAAGAGUUGACAGAACUAGAAAGAGGCUUGGGAAAGGAAAAGAUGACCGAGGUGCCACUCAAGGAAAACAGUGCCUUAGCCAAAGGGAGCCCAUUGUCCCCCAGCAUCCCGGAGAAAAACUCCAGAACCCUCUGUAGGACCAGCUCAUGUUCAGAGCAGGAUGCCUGCUCCAGCAAAAACGGCCAGCCGGCCAGGGAAUUCUGCCCCAGGGAGGUGACCGUGGAGCACACCACAAACAUCCUCGAGGAUCACUCUUUCACAGAGUUUAUGGGUGUGUCAGAUGGGAAAGAUUUUGAUGGUUUGACAGAUUCUUCUGCUGGAGAACUUUCAAGUAGGAGGAACCUACCAAAUACAACAGACAGCAGGAGUGUCUCACAUGGGCCACAGGACCCUGGCCAGCUAUGUUCCUCGGCAGAGAAUGACCAGGGGAGCACCACUGCUCGGUGAGAGGCAGUGAGCACUUCCUCCGAAGGCCACAGCAUCUCUGCUCCGGUCACGUCCCAGAGCACCAGCCCAUCUAUCAAACACGCUGCGGCCCGGCCGGACCUCACACCAGCGCGGAGAAGCCAUGGCUUCCAGGGCCACCUCCUCCCUUCUCCCCUCCCGAGCCGGGAGAAGCGGCACUUUGUCACUUGGGUGACUCGGGAGCCUCUGCUUCCUUCCAGAGAACUGAAAAUCCUGGCUUCACAAAGUGACAGUAUUUUUGUUUGCACUCACUACACACCCCCACGGUGUAGAAACCUCCACAGAUUCAAACAGACUUUAUUCUUGUACAAUUUUAAUCAGUUCUUACUGUAGAAUCUGGAGUCAAUGCUCUAAUUUUUUUUAUAAAUAAUAUAUAUUAUGUAUAUGAAAUGUAUAUCUAUAGUAUGUCUGGAGAGACAGGACUGCACACUGAAAUGGAUAAAAGUGGUUUGUAGAAAAUCGUAAGGUACUGGACUUUCUUACAAAGCAGCUCGGGCGAUCUCUCAGAACACAAACAGAUGAAAGAGAUGGUCUUACCUGAGAAUGAGGUUGCAAAUCCCUCUUUGCAGCAAAGGUUACAGAAUGCCGUUCUUUAUAACCAAAGAACUUACCCAAGACUGAAUGUUUUUUGCUGUCCACUCUUGUUUUAUGUGUACAUACGUGUUUGACUGCAAGUUCGGUGCCAUAUACCCUGUGGCUCCCAGGCCACGUGCUGCCGUUCUCUGUCGUGUUUCCCAAGCACACUGAAAAAUCUCACGGCUCCGUUCUUUGGUCUUCCACCUGGUCUGCCGCCUGCUGACUUGACGCGGUUCGGGAACCCUUGACAGCGACUGGGGCUCUGAUCCCCGCCUUUCCUGUCCCUCGGUCCAGCCCAGCCAGGCAGCUGGGAUGCAGAGAGCAGUAUUACUCUAAGAAAACACAUGGGGUUUUCCUUAAGAGUGGGGUUGGGCGGGUGGGUGUCGGUUUUCGUCUCUUCGUGGUUUUGUUUGGGGUUUGGUAGGUGUUUGUUGUGGUGUGGUUCUGCCGUUGUUUUAUUUCAUUUCUGGAAAACGCUGAAGGGAUGACACGAGCCGUGAAGUUCGCGGGUGCCCACUUCACAGUGUCCGCAGGAGAUGGUUGAAGACAGAUGACCCUGCUGUGUGUCUUCAUCUGUAGAAUCCUUUUACCGAUGGAGACCCUGAAGAAUUAUGUGUGCGGAAGUUCUUACAAAAGUGCUUUCCGUACCUAUUGUGUAGAUGCUUGUAUAGCUGGUCCAGAUGUACAGUAAUAAAUGUGUUGUGGGCGUGAGCGAGGGUGUAUAGCCUGCUGUACCUUUUCCCUUGAAGUUCGCAGCAUCCGUAAGUGAGUAAGAUUUUAAUGCAAAGCUGCUGUUCAUGAUUUUUGUGUAUAGUGAGCUGACUGUAGUAUUUUACUAUUGACUGUUUAAAAAGAGAAAGACUGUAAUUUAUAUCCCCUUUCAACUUUAUUGUAUUUAAUUGGUACAGACUGUGUGUGUGUGUGUGUGUUUUAGAAUACAGACUGUCUAAUUCCGAUUUUAAAA
Molecule: messenger RNA, 6961 nt
Organism: Dama dama (fallow deer)
Lineage: Eukaryota; Metazoa; Chordata; Mammalia; Artiodactyla; Cervidae
Gene: KIF13A
Product: kinesin family member 13A
Exons: 40
Coding region: 7-5403 (1798 amino acids)
Biological process (GO): regulation of protein localization; microtubule-based movement
Cellular component (GO): adherens junction
Molecular function (GO): cell adhesion molecule binding; ATP binding; microtubule binding
Source: RefSeq, a predicted model, not a curated record